UGGGAGAGGAGGGGUGUUCUCGAAUCGUCCGUGGUGAGUCGCACUCGGUUCUGCCGUCCAGGUACUCCUGCAUCUGACACAGCCCAUGCGAACCGGCGUUGCGCACGCCGCCUCUCGCUAUGGCCGUCGCCCCGGUGUGCAUACCGCACCCCUGCACAGCCGCUGCUCCGGGUCGCGUACUGCGUACGGUCUCGCGUUCGCCUCUGCGCACCGCCCCAUGCUCGGUCCUGGCCUCCUUGCUCGCCACCCAUCGCACGUCCAUUCUACCCAUAUCAUGCACUCCUGCCGUCAUCGCGCUGUCCACUGGCUUUUCUCGAUCCUCGCCGGCUGCGUCCCGGUUACCAUCGCUAGAUCGCCGUUCAUCACGUCACCGCGCGCUUGAGAAACAUCCUCUGCGCUCGUCCCGCAUUCGCCUUCGCACGUUGCUCCAGAUACGCCGUUCGCCGUCGCCUGUGCAUCGAUAUCACCGACCUCGUGCGCUGCCCAACACGUCGCUGCGUUCACCCGCACUCCUUGAACGUCACCGGCUCCUUCCACGUCCCCAUCGCUCAUCUGAAUUCCCGCGAGCGCGCUGUACCCGGGAGGGAGUUCCUCUGAGUCGAUCUCGCGGAGCAGCUGCACAGGAUCAUCCUGCGUCGUCCCGGCCUCAGUGCCUCGGGAGCUGUGUCUCGCGUCGCACCAGAGUGUACACACUCACCUUCCAGACACCUUCCCUCUCGUUCGACCACCCCCGCGCGCUCUGCCGACCUCGAGGAUCCGCGCACGAGCCCACGCUCAGCAGACCCCCCUCUGUUCUCGCCGGUACGAACCGGCGCUGAUUGUGCAGGUCUGCCCCAUCCGUCGCCCACGCCCUCGUCCUAUCAGCACGACUCGCGGACGCAGGCAAGACAUGAACCCGUGAUCGGAGGUACG
Messenger RNA from Laetiporus sulphureus 93-53, 912 nucleotides. RefSeq lists its product as uncharacterized. The coding region runs from base 120 to 818 and encodes 232 amino acids. NCBI's taxonomy places the organism in Eukaryota, Fungi, Basidiomycota, Agaricomycetes, Polyporales, Laetiporaceae. The record is from RefSeq and is a predicted model, not a curated record. The transcript is spliced from 3 exons.